Plectropomus leopardus (leopard coralgrouper) is the source of this 2397-nucleotide messenger RNA. It is a transcript of the gene ttc22, whose product is annotated as tetratricopeptide repeat domain 22. Gene Ontology annotation, molecular function: protein binding. Lineage: Eukaryota; Metazoa; Chordata; Actinopteri; Perciformes; Serranidae. The record is from RefSeq and is a predicted model, not a curated record.
CACAGUACAUUGAACUGAAGGCUGAGGAGGACGAGGUUUUUCUUGUGUUGUAUCAAAGGUCAAAAUAUAUGAAAGCAGCAGAUCAGCAUAGCAGUAUACUGCUUGUCUUUUUUUAAGUAGCAGGUGGAGGAGGAGGAACAGGAGGCCAUGGAUGCAGACAGCACAAAGGACAUUGAGUCUCUUAUGGAGGACAUGGACUACAUCCCUGGCCAUUUCCACCUGGACCUCAACCUAAACUGUGAUCCUGUGGGGCCUGUGAAACUGAGACUCAGGGACACCUACCUAAAACAGGAGAGUCUGCGAGGCGAGCUGGAGGCCGAGGCCGGGUAUCUACAGUACGCUGUGCGAAAUCUGCUGGGUCUACUAGCUUUCCAUCUGGAACACCUGGACACAGCAGAGGAAAUAUUCAGAAGCAUUUGUAAAGAAGACCCUGGUAACCUCAAUGCUUGGGCCAACCUGGGCUAUGUGUACGACAAGCUGAGGAGAGAGUUGGAUGCAGGGGAGUGUGUGGAGAAAGUGUCCCACCUUAUGGGCUUAGACGGUGGAGAGGCCUCUCAGGAAGAGGCCAGGCUCCUGGCGGCUCGCUGCCUGGCUGAGCAGGCUUACGUCUAUCCGUAUGAUGUGGAGCUGGACAGUGAGGACGACAUGAGAGAUAGACUGACAGCAGCACUGACACUUUACAACAGAGCUCUUGACUAUGGGGGUCAGCUGAUACCUAAAGAGGAAAAACGAAGCUGGUAUUUUAAAAUGGCAACCAUCUAUAUAAGACUGGAUGACAUAGUGAAGACCAAAGACGACUCAGAAUACUCCAGACUCUCUCACUACAAUAAGGGACUGAAGCUUCUCAAAGAAACACUAGAAUCUGAGAAAAUACAGCACCAAGCUCUUGCCUGGUGUUAUGUUGGCAUCAUGUUGGAGAGGAAAGAAGAGUUCAGCACUGUGCCCAUGUCUAUACAUGACUGUGGCUACUCCGCCUCUGAUCCCCUGUCCUGCUAUGGAACUGCCAUAAACUUGGCGACUGAUGAUGCAUUCACCCUAAACCUUUUGGCAAAAGUCUUCUUUCUGCUGGGCAAACAUGAGAUGGCAACAGGGAUCUGCAACAUGGCCCUGAACGUGCUUCCAGAUCCGGAGCUCAACUGGCAGGCUUACUGCACCCGUGCCAAGAUCAAUAUGAUGCUCUAUGUCAGGGACCUGGAGAAGGCAAAACAUGGGGAAGGUGGAAUCCCAGACCGACAGAGGCUAACUGAGGCCAGAAAAGACUUGGACAAGGUCUUAAGUGUACGUCCAUGUCUGCGGACUCACCUGGAGAUGGCACAAGUAUACUACUACAUGGGUGUAGAUGCACUCCAGGAGAGUCUUUUGGUGGAUGAGGCAGCAGUGAACAGUGCGUUGGUGAGUCUUUCCCAUGCCCUGCAGUUCCAUCUGAGUGACAGCUUGCCAGAUCUCCAUGUGCUUCGAGGACGCUGCCUCCUACUAAAAGGUGAGGAGCAGAAUGCCGCAGACUGCUUCAAACAGGCUAUGGAGUUGGAGAAACCAGGGAGCACAGACACCACAGCCCUGCGCUGCCUCCUGCAGGCCCUUCUGACUCUGUUCAUGCAGGGAGGCUCUGACCCAAGCCUCGCCAUCACCCAACUGGAGCAGUGUGUGCAAAAGGCAGAAGAGAGGUAUCCUGAGGACAUUGUGAAGUCCGAAUUAAGGUGCCUUUACAGGACUCACACAGCAGAGGUCACAGAGUUAUCAAGGGCUCUGAUCAGAACAGGCAGACUGGACUUGGUGAGGAGGCUCCUGGAGACAGUGGUGCCUAAACAACCGGUUAAGAAGAAUCCAAAGACUAGGUCUUUCUUCUUGUCAUGAUGCAAUAUGUGACUUUAAUUCAGGCACAUGACCUACGACAUGCAGUGAUUGAUGAACUUCUUGACAGCAUUUCACAGAUGAAAAUGAGCAGCAGCAAUACACUGUAAUUAAGCUGUUUUUGAUGUAACUGUGUUGUUUUUAAGCUGUGAUUUUUCUAUUUUUAACUUCUGGAAAGGCUGGAUCUAAAGAAUAACCCACACUUACAGUGUUACAACACAGAGGUAUAUUCCCUUUAAGCUCACUUUACCAAAAAAAAUUGCUGUAGCAAUAACUGUUAGGUGUAUUUAUAACAAAAUGGCUGUUGUCAGGGUCCCUCAUUUGUCUGUCCACAGUGGCUGUAUAAAUGACAAAUGAAUAGUUUACAACACAAGCAGUCUUAUUUUUGCUAAGUUAUAUUUAAAUCAUGUCACACACUACCUCUCCUUGUGUUUGAAUGUUGAUGCUCUGCUGUGAUGACCAACAGAUGGGGCAAUAGACCAUUAAGAUGUUACCUGGUAUAUAAAAGGUUCUGUUUGGGCAAUGAAUAAAAGACCAGUUUUGGAA